CUGGACCCAGGCACGCAGUUGGGCCUCAGCAGUGUACAGGGCCUCACCGAGCGUCAUGGAGCUGAGCUUCGCGGGGCGCCGGGCGCUCGUCACUGGGGCGGGCAAAGGCAUCGGGCGCAGCACUGUCCAGGCGCUGCACGCGGCGGGUGCACAAGUGGUGGCUGUGAGCCGGACCCAGGCCGACCUGGACAGCCUGGUCCGCGAGUGCCCUGGGGUAGAGCCUGUGUGUGUGGACCUGGGUGACUGGGAGGCCACGGAGCGAGCGCUGGGCGGCGUGGGCCCUGUGGACCUGCUGGUGAACAAUGCCGCCGUGGCGCUGCUGCAGCCCUUCCUGGAGGUCACCAAGGAGGCGUGUGACACGUCUUUCGACGUGAACCUUCGGGCUGUCAUUCAGGUGUCCCAGAUCGUGGCCCGAGGCUUAAUAGCUCGGGGAGCCCCGGGGUCCAUCGUGAAUGUCUCUAGCCAGGCCUCCCAGCGCGCACUGACUAACCACAGCGUCUACUGCUCCACCAAGGGUGCCUUGGACAUGCUGACCAAGGUGAUGGCUCUGGAGCUUGGGCCACACCAGAUCCGUGUGAAUGCACUCAACCCCACAGUGGUGAUGACACCCAUGGGCCAGGCCAACUGGAGCGACCCCCAGAAGGCCAAGGCCAUGCUGGAUCGCAUCCCGCUUGGCAAGUUUGCCGAGGUGGAGAAUGUGGUGGACACCAUCCUCUUCCUGCUGAGUGACCGCAGCAGCAUGACCACAGGCUCCACUGUGCCGGUGGAUGGAGGCUUCCUGGCUACCUGAGCCCCUCCACCCACACACACCCGUGUUCCGUGCUGAGCCCACUUUUACCCCCACCCCCCUUCCCCAUCCCUCCAAUAAACAUGAUUCUUCUGCCCA
Messenger RNA from Mesoplodon densirostris (Blainville's beaked whale), 886 nucleotides. Its product is annotated as L-xylulose reductase. The record is from RefSeq and is a predicted model, not a curated record. Gene Ontology annotation, molecular function: L-xylulose reductase (NADPH) activity; carbonyl reductase (NADPH) activity. The transcript is spliced from 8 exons. NCBI's taxonomy places the organism in Eukaryota, Metazoa, Chordata, Mammalia, Artiodactyla, Ziphiidae. Gene Ontology annotation, biological process: glucose metabolic process; xylulose metabolic process. The coding region runs from base 56 to 790 and encodes 244 amino acids.